CAGGCUAUGACGGACUUCCAACGUGUCGGGGUUCAGACCAUCACGUCAUGCAAACACUUUUUAUUUUCCUAACAACCCUUUCUCUUCAUUUAUUACGAAAAAAAAAAUGGCGUUAGCCAAUGAACGGAUCAUAACACUUGACGACUUUUCGCAGUUGCAAGCAUUACUUGAUUAUGAGCAACAAGAGCGUGACAAACACAUUAUGCAAUGCCACCAUAAUAGAUCACCUAUGGCUCCUUCUCUUCAUAAACGACGUCAUCAGCAAUUUCGUCGUGCCAUUAACCCACAAGCAAGCUUACAAUCUAGUCUUGAAAGGGCUCGACUGGCUGAAGCCUCCAUGCGACUAAAAAGAAUGCGCACUCAGUAUAAACGUCGUCGUACGUUGGAGGUUCAAAUCUAUUUAGAUAAUUACCGUAGACAAGCUCUGGUUCGUGCUGUGUUACCUGAAGAAGAAGAGUUGUAUUACAGACAAUGCAUAGCUGCAGCACUUGAGGCAAGAAGAGUUCAAGCUUGUUUGCAAGAGUACCUUUUUUUGGCCAACCAAGAACCAGUUGUUGAAGAUGAUACGGAGGGUUAUGACGCAUAUCGUACCUUGCAAUUAGAGACCUUGCUAAGACAUCUGUUUAACCAACAAACUCAGGAAGAUAUUGAAUUUACUCCCAAGAGCGAACUUGAGGAAGCUGAGGAUAUGGCGGAAGUUUGGAAGCUUUUGUCAAACCAAAAGACUAAUUAUGAGACUCCUCGCUCGGCAUUUUUGGCUCCGGAUCAUGACCAAAAAGAAGGAUAUGUACAUAACGAACCUACAGGAGAUAACAAGGCUGAAGAGAUCAAACAUUCAAAUGAAGAAGCAGAUGAUAAAAACUUUGACUAUGAUAUUGAUUUCCCUCCUCUUCAAAAACAUGUGGUGCCUCUGCAGGACUUGAUACAGCGGUUAGCAUCAGAGCCAGUAUUGAUCGGUGAGCAGCAAACACAUUUCAGUGAUGAACCCAAGCCAUCUGGUAUUUGGGCCAAAAAAUCGCAUGCAAAAUCACCUCCACCUCCACCUCUGUCAACACAAACAGAAGAUAAGAAGGCGACCUUUUUACCUCAACAUAUUUUCACCGAAGCUGAACCCACACCUACACUCGAAAAUAUGCCGAAUACACCUUUGGGUCAAGAAGAAGAAGGAGAGGAAUCACAACAUUUUGUAAAUUCUGUGGCUGCUGAGCAAAAGAACGAGAUUGUACCACCCGAUCCCAAAAAGACCAAGAUGCUUGAAGAAUUAGAAUCUAUAAAACAUCAGCUACAGGACGAUGAUAGCGAGCUAGUCAAAAGAUGGAAACAUGUUCUGCAAGGGGGUGAUGAUGGAAGCCAGCAUUUGGAAUUCUCUAAACAACAGCAAGGAACAUUGGUUUUGACUGCCACCACUGGCUUUAAUCGACAAUUUUUAGGUUCUGAAGAUGAACUGGUUCGAACCUUGAUAAGAUUAGAUGCUAUUGAUAGCAUGGGUGAUGAAUGCAUUCGCAAAAAGCGAAAGAGUUUAGUUAAAACUUGUGAAUCCAUGUUGGAUAAACUGGAUGCUUACAAACAGACGCAAUGGGAAAAAGCAAUUGUUAAAUAAUAACUCCGUAUAUGUGGGUAAAAUAAAAUCAGAUCUCGAU
This is a messenger RNA of Mucor mucedo, 1640 nucleotides long. RefSeq lists its product as uncharacterized. Gene Ontology annotation, molecular function: protein-folding chaperone binding. The transcript has 3 exons. The record is from RefSeq and is a predicted model, not a curated record. The coding region runs from base 107 to 1600 and encodes 497 amino acids. NCBI's taxonomy places the organism in Eukaryota, Fungi, Mucoromycota, Mucoromycetes, Mucorales, Mucoraceae.